Theobroma umbraticum is the source of this 2040-nucleotide messenger RNA. RefSeq names its product C2H2-like zinc finger protein (gene NUC). Gene Ontology annotation, molecular function: DNA-binding transcription factor activity. NCBI's taxonomy places the organism in Eukaryota, Viridiplantae, Streptophyta, Magnoliopsida, Malvales, Malvaceae. Gene Ontology annotation, cellular component: nucleus. The record is from RefSeq and is a predicted model, not a curated record.
AAACUCUCUGCACAUUUUUUUGUGAGAGAGAGGAAGGAGAGAUCCAUUCCUUGCAUAUAUCAGCUUAUGUUGUUAGGGUUGAGAACCCAUAAGAAAAAUACUCAGUCUCCUGAGUUUCUCUUAAUCACAACAUUAAUAGUCCAUUUGGUUAGCUUAUCUUAACUUUUCUGGGUUUCUUUCAUAGAUUUGAGUCAAGAGAAGAAGAGAGAAAGCUUAACAAGAUGUUAGAGCAGAUGACAGAAGAAUCGAUUUCAAAUGGUUUUGUCCAAAAUCCUAUAGCUGGAUCCAAUCCUCCACUUGCAAAGAAGAAGAGAAACCUACCAGGAACACCAGAUCCUGAAGCCGAAGUUAUAGCCUUGUCCCCGAAGACUCUGAUGGCAACCAACAGAUUUUUGUGUGAAAUAUGCGGUAAGGGUUUCCAAAGGGAUCAAAACCUUCAACUUCAUCGGCGAGGCCAUAACCUCCCGUGGAAGCUCAAGCAAAGGACCACAAAAGAAGCUAGAAAGCGCGUCUACGUCUGCCCUGAAAAGACCUGCGUGCAUCACCAUCCUUCAAGGGCUCUCGGGGACCUAACUGGUAUAAAGAAACACUUUUGUCGGAAGCAUGGAGAGAAGAAGUGGAAGUGUGAGAAGUGCUCAAAGCGAUACGCUGUGCAGUCAGAUUGGAAAGCACACUCAAAAACCUGCGGCACCAGGGAGUACAAAUGCGACUGUGGUACUCUAUUUUCAAGGAGAGAUAGCUUCAUCACUCAUAGGGCUUUCUGUGAUGCCUUGGCUGAGGAAACAGCUAGAGUAACUGCAGCUUCCAACAUGCACAGCUUGGCCACUAGCAAUAUCAAUUAUCAUCUUAUGGGGAAUCCGCUAGGACCUGGCAUGGCGCAACAUUUUUCAUCCAUUUUCAAACCGAUUUCAAGCAAUGAUGAAACAUUAGAUCAAACUAGACGUGGACUUUCCUUAUGGAUGGGCCAAGCAUCUCAAGGCCAUGAUGCAAUUGGUAAAAGUCUCCAAGAUAUUCAUCAAUUUGGUUCUGUGAAUGCUGGAUCAAUAUACAGUGAUCCACUAGUUUCAACCUCGAAUGAUCCCGCAUCUGAUUAUCAGUUAAAUUGGGUGUUUGGAAAUAAGGUCUCAUCGAGUAACGCUGAAGAGCUAACUAGCACUUCACUUCCGUUGAACAAUGUCAAGGAAAAUGGAUCUCAGCUUGUGAGUGUUCCUUCAUUAUUUAGCACCCAACACCACCCUCAUCAAACACCAUCCGCAAAUAUGUCCGCCACAGCUUUAUUGCAGAAAGCCGCCCAAAUUGGAGCAACUUCAACUGACACAUCAUUCCUAGGAAGCUUCGCAGCGAAGUGCAGCAACAGUCAAGUUGAAGAUGGAAACAAGUAUAGUGGUCUGUAUGGUUCAAACACACCAGCAACUACUCUAGGAAGUGAUUUAGAAAGUUCAGCAAAUGAUACUUCCACGUUGAAUCAAUUGCAAAUGUACCCUGCAAAACGCCGACACACGCAGAAUGAAGAUAGUGUUGGAGGACAAACAAGAGAUUUUUUGGGUGUUGGUGUACAAGCCAUCUGUCACCCAUCUUCAAUCAAUGGAUGGAUAUGACAUGGCAUGGGAAAUUUCAAGAGUUUGCAUAUUUUCUUGAUGGAAAGCUUGGCUGAUAAUAAAAGUGGAGUUGGAUGUGGAGUCAGAGAGAUGGAAAGGGAGUGACAGAGUUUAGUAUUUGGAGACUUUGCGGGGAAGAAAAGUGGCAUUGAGUGCUUGAUGGAGGCUAAAAGUUUGGUUGGAGAACUAUUGACGGAUGAAGGAGGAGAUCCAUGCAUAUUCUCUUGAACCUUUGAAAGCUGAUCCCUUUAAAAAUUGUGGCUUUUAACUUUGAUUAAAGGGGAUGGAGUGGUGGGGGCAAAGCAAAAACCCCUUUUGAGCUCCAUUAUUGCGUUGUUUCAUCUCUAUUGUGGUUGUUGUCUUGUCAUACUGGAUUUAAAAGAGUAUUUCCAGAUGCAUAAAAGCUUGAUUAUUCUAGUACAAACAGGCCUUGAGCUGUUUC